AUGUCUCGUGCCCUCAACCCUCAACUCUUGGAGGCCACGCGGCACAGAUCCUCACAAGAAAAUGCCCCAGGCUGCACUGCAGAAGCACAAGAUACAAUCCCAGCGUCCCAGUCAAAUGCCCCAGUUCAGCCUGGCCGCCAGCCCUUUGUUAGUCAGGCGCGGGCAACGGAGCUGGGUCGCACAUGCCUUCCUUUCCAAGACAUGGAAGAACUCAUUCGAGACGGCAGGGCGGGUCCUCUCCGACGGUGCCGGCGCUGGUGCGAGCCAUCGUCAAUGUCCCUUUUGUUAGUGAGCUACCGCGAUCUGGCCCCGCUGGCCUGGCCCUCAGAGUACCCUGGCAUCAGCAACCACCAUACCCCUGCUGCGACCAACCAGCGCGGCCAAUCGCAGCUGAGGCCAGCUUUUCUUUUCCAAUGUUCCAAUGACAGCGACAACGCCACCAUCCGGAAGCUGUUCCAUGUGCCAAAGGCCUCUCGACCAGCCCGUCCCGUCCAAUUCGUCUUUGCAAGCGUUUUGAACAACCGUUGUACACUACUACUUACAGAUUUGACCAUGAUGCACUUGCGCUUUUAA
Molecule: messenger RNA, 573 nt
Organism: Gaeumannomyces tritici R3-111a-1
Lineage: Eukaryota; Fungi; Ascomycota; Sordariomycetes; Magnaporthales; Magnaporthaceae
Exons: 1
Coding region: 1-573 (190 amino acids)
Source: RefSeq, a predicted model, not a curated record